Messenger RNA from Melanotaenia boesemani (Boeseman's rainbowfish), 3320 nucleotides. RefSeq names its product ecto-NOX disulfide-thiol exchanger 1 (gene enox1). The coding region runs from base 859 to 2742 and encodes 627 amino acids. The transcript has 16 exons. Lineage: Eukaryota; Metazoa; Chordata; Actinopteri; Atheriniformes; Melanotaeniidae. The record is from RefSeq and is a predicted model, not a curated record. Gene Ontology annotation, molecular function: RNA binding; protein-disulfide reductase activity. Gene Ontology annotation, cellular component: external side of plasma membrane; plasma membrane. Gene Ontology annotation, biological process: ultradian rhythm.
UUUAUUCAAAUUAUAUACGUUUUUAGCACAUGUGAAGGCACCAGCUGACAUCCAGAGCAGGCAUUUGUUCAAAAAGGUGUUGCAGGACUGAAAAUGACCUUUGCUGUCUAUUUAUUGUUCGGUCGAAAUGUUUUUUUAAAUACACGUUUUGUCUGAAACAAUAAAAAUCAAACAGAUUUUUGAAUGAUUAAUCACAGAAACACAAACGUCUUCUUUUUGGCCUAGGUAAAUAAGAAAGCUGACCUUUUUUAUAUAGAGGGUCAGAACGGGAGGGGAGGGGGGUUCAAAUUAAUCAAUCACUGCUAUUUUCCCUCCAGACUGCUUCAAGUGUAAAUAAUGAUUGAUAAUAAUCAAUCUGUCAUUGCUUUGUUUUUACAUGAUUAAUUAGAUUACAUCCUCCCCCCGACUCUCUCCACAGGUUCCACCAAGCGGUACCUGCUGACAGAUACCAGACCCGGGUGUCGUGCACGUCUCUCGGUGGCGCGCCCUCGGGUCCUCCGUCUUACCGGCGGCAGCAGCGGUGGCGGCGGCAGCAGCUGCGGCGGCUCGGUGUCUCCGCGCUGAGAUGCAUCAGAGCGCCUGAGAGGAAACAGGAGGAGGAUUUGUCUCCAGCUCCACCAGCAGCACCGGGAUUUACCGCGUGGACGGCCGAACAUUCCGCAGCUUGUGUCGGAUCCUUCGCCGUGUGGCUCGAAACCAUUGAACCUGAGCUGCUGCAGCACAACAACUGAGAUUGUGGGUCAGACUGGAAGAGCGUACUCAUUCAUUCAGCCAUCGAUCCAUCCCUCUUCCCCAAGUCAGCCAGAGAGAGGAUCUGAUGACAGGACUGCAAAGGAAGGAGACAAAGGACCAUCUGCUAUGGCCAGUGCAGCUGAUGGUGCAUGCAGUCUGGGUGCAGAGCAGAACCAUCUAAGCGUCCCUGUUGCUGACCAUGGAGCCUGGGCUGCAGCCAUGAACAACUUGGGCAUCAUGCCGGUGGGCAUCAGCGGGCAGCCGCUGGUUUCAGACUCUCUGUGUAUCCAGAGAUUCGAACCCGGUUUGGGCCUCAUUGCACCGAUAAACCCCAUGAUGGCUGGCAUCAGCCUGGUCCCACCUCCACCUGUUCCCUCUGAUGUACCGAUCAUCAAGGAGAUUAUUCACUGCAAGAGCUGCACACUGUUCCCUCAGAACCCCAAUCUUCCCCCUCCCUCAACACGGGAGCGUCCCCCUGGCUGCAAAACGGUGUUUGUUGGAGGUUUGCCGGAGAACGCCACAGAGGACAUCAUCAGGGAGGUGUUUGACCAGUGCGGGGAGAUCACUGCCAUCCGCAAGAGCAAGAAGAACUUCUGCCACAUCCGCUUCUGCGAGGAGUUCAUGAUAGACAAGGCUAUCUACCUGUCAGGAUAUCGGAUGCGCAUUGGAUCCAGCACAGAUAAAAAGGAUUCCGGGCGGAUCCAUGUGGACUUUGCCCAAGCCAGAGAUGAUUUGUAUGAGUGGGAGUGUAAACAGCGCUUACUGGCCAGAGAGGAAAGACACCGCCGCAAGAUCCACGAAGACCGCCUGCGGCCGCCGUCCCCUCCCCCCAUCGUUCACUACUCUGAACAUGAGGCGACAAUGUUGGCAGAAAGACUGAAAGAUGACCAUAAAUUCUGUGAAGCCAUUGCGGUGCUGUUCACCUGGAUCGACCGGGGUGAGGUCAACCGCAGGACCGCCAAUCACUUCUACUCCAUGAUCCAGUCGGCCAACAGCCACGUUCGCCGGCUGAUGAGUGAGAAAGCUCAACACGAGGAGGAGAUGGAGCACGCCAAAGAGGUCUUCAAGAAUGCCCUACUGGCCAUAUUAACACAGUUCGAGCAGAUCACCACCGUUUUCACCGCAGCCACCAGACAAAAGGCAUGGGACCAUUUCUCAAAAGCACAGCGCAAGAACAUAGACAUUUGGCGCAAGCAGUGUGAGGAGCUGAGAAACGCCCACAGCGAGGAGAUCAUGGGCAUCCGACGAGAGGAGGAGAUGGAGAUGUCAGAUGAGGAUGCAGAUGAAAUUCCUUGCAAGAGGAUACGCACUGAAGAAAAUGGACUGUGUGAUCAGACUCAGUCUUCUCUGAGGGAGGAGAACGACUCUCUGCGUUGGCAGUUGGAUGCCUACAGGAAUGAGGUGGAGCUUUUAAGGAAGGAGCAGAUCAGAGGCAACCGUCCAGAUGACGAGCAUACACAAAUGCAUACACACAGUCCGGAGGCUCAGAUCCAGCUACUGCAGCAGAGCAUGCACAGUAUGCAGCAGCAACUCCUCAGUCUGCAGGAGAAGCUGUCGAGUAAAGAAGCUGAGCUGGAGAAGGCAAGAGAGGAGCAUCGCUACCUGGAGGGGGAGGUGCUAUCACUCCGAGACAAGCUGCUCAACAGUAAUGGGGAGGCUGCAGAGGGAACUAAUGGAGAACUCCAUGAAAAGGGCAUGAAUGGAUGCGUUCCUUCUCUGUUCCUCAGCAGAGACAGGAGGAGUGAGUUUCUAAGAGGAGGAGUUGCAUCAGAAAAAGAAGCUCUUCUUCUGGGCAUUAUAUCAACCUUCCUCCACGUCCAUCCAUUUGGUGCUAAUCUCGAGUAUUUGUGGUCAUACAUACAGAGACUGGACUCAAAGGUAUCUGCCAGUGAGCUGGAGCGUCUCAUGGUGCGUCUGCCCAGCAUGUUCAAGCAGGAGCUGAGCGGCGUCGGCGCCACUCUGGAGAAACGAUGGAAGUUCUGCGGUUUCGACAGCCUCAGUUCGGCAUGACACAGGAACAGCGCACACACACAGUGGAAAGGCGCACCAGCAUGAGCAGACUUUCUCAACGCCUCGGACCUUUAAUGACGUGUGUGCGCAUGUUUGCUCGUACAAACAACUGCGUGAGGUACAAUGAUGUUCACUCAAACAGGCACUGGAUAUCCUUGCAAAGAUGAACCUCCAAAACUCCUCAAACACAGUUCAUUCAGGCUGAUGGAUCCAGGUGAAAUUCCUUUUCUCUCUGAGGUGGAUUAUCACAAGAAGCUGCAGCAGGACUCGACACGUUAUAGACUUAAUGCUGCAUAUCAAUCUGAAGACUCAGCUUCUGUUUCAGAGCUGAAUUCCUGGUCAUCUGAAACCUCCCAGCAGUAACUUGGUCCAUAGAAAGUAAAUCAGUGAUACCAAAGUUGAUCCUUUAGAUUUCAGUUCAAUUCUAUUCUUUUUCACAACAAAGUCAUCUCCAGGCAGUCCAACUCAAUCCAGUUCAUCGUAGUUUAGUUAUAAUCCAGUUUAAACAAAUGAACCAUAUGAUCCACAGUAGUUCACCUGUGUUCAUAUAAGACCAAUUCAUAAAAGAUCAUUUUAUA